Toxotes jaculatrix (banded archerfish) is the source of this 2729-nucleotide messenger RNA. It is a transcript of the gene cav3, whose product is annotated as caveolin 3. Gene Ontology annotation, cellular component: caveola. Gene Ontology annotation, biological process: regulation of membrane potential; caveola assembly. The record is from RefSeq and is a predicted model, not a curated record. The transcript has 2 exons. Bases 163 to 621 code for a protein of 152 amino acids. NCBI's taxonomy places the organism in Eukaryota, Metazoa, Chordata, Actinopteri, Toxotidae. Gene Ontology annotation, molecular function: molecular adaptor activity; connexin binding; transmembrane transporter binding.
UUUUUACCAGGACGUGAGCAGCAGCUGUCCGCUGGCAUGUCAGUGGGAGCGUCACAGUGGUGAUACAGGGGUUCAGAAGUGAAUCGAGGCGGCUGUGUGCAGUUUGAUCCAGGAAGGUUUACCCUCACUGUCUCUGGCCCGUUCAGGACUUGCAGCCCCACCAUGGCGGAUCAGUACCAGUACAACACCAACGAGGAGAAGAUUGUGAAGGACAGCCACACCAAGGAGAUCGACCUAAUUAACAGAGACCCCAAGCAGAUCAAUGAGGACGUGGUGAAGGUGGAGUUUGAGGAUGUCAUUGCUGAGCCUGACGGUACACACAGCCUGGAUGGAGUAUGGAAGCUCAGCUACACCACCUUCACUGUGUCCAAAUACUGGUGUUACCGCAUCUUGUCUGCUGUCUUCGGUAUCCCUGUCGCUCUGCUCUGGGGCUUCCUGUUUGCCUGCAUCUCCUUCUGCCACAUCUGGGCCGUGGUUCCCUGCAUCAAGAGCUGCCUGAUUGAGUCACAGUGCGUCAGUCGCAUCUACUCUCUCUGCAUCCAGACCUUCUGUGAUCCCUUCUUUGAAGCCCUGGGCAAGAUCUUCAGCAGUGUGCGCGUAGCACUGCGCAAAGAAGUCUAAGAACUCACACAGUAGUGUUUAUAGUAUGAUUGGAUGAAGUGUGGUAUCUUUUUAUACACCAGAAGAUCAGUCCUGGCAUCUUGCUUACUCCCUGAUACUCCUCCUUCUCCCUUCCAUAACAUGCUGCUCUCCACCCUCCCAUCCUCAAGCCCUCAGCUGUGAGUCCUGACAUGCCCGGUGUGCCUUUUGCCACCAGAAGCUCUGUGACAGCUGCAGCAGGCGGCGUGGUUCUGUGACAGCUCUGGCACUCCUGAAGGGCUCCAUGCUCCUCACUAAGGGAGAAGAGGGCCGCCUGCCACGAGGAGAAUCUGUCUGCCCUCAUUUACUUGUAUAACAAAAAACUCAGAUAGUGGCUAUUCGUUCACAACAAAUGAAAUUAACUCCCCCAACACUGCUGCACCUGUGGACAGUGCUGCCUGUAUGCAUUACAUUUACCUAUUCUUAAGUUACAUUGAUGCUGUACGUUGCUGUGUCCAGUCUGUUUUACUUCUUAUUGAUUGAAUUUGACACAUAUAUAUGUGUGGUGUACACUUCACAUUAUUAGAAAAAAAACCCUAACAGAAUGAAAGGAAUUGAAAAUGUUUUCUUAACGGAAUUACUUUCUCCAAAAUUGUCUGAUUUCUCUAUGUACUCAAAAAUUAUAUUCUGAUAUGUUUCCCUCUUAAUUUGUGAUGACUCCACGGUAACUAAGAGACUUUUUGGAGACUUGCAGAUGUACAAAAUAUUUCUGGAAACAGCCAUGUAGAUAAUCUAAUUCUAAAAAUGUAUGGACCUAACUAUUGAUGGCGCAAAGUAAAGACCUCUCUGUGAGACCCAUUUUAAUAUUCUGCUAUAUCUUUUUGGUUUGGAAGAAAAGUAUAAUACCUUUGCUGCUAUUGUGUGUCUGCGGUGUAUAAAAAAAUAUUCAUGGGCUGAAAUUGAUUUAAGGCCACUUUACAAUUGCUGAAACUGUCCCUGUGAUAAGUAUAUUGCACCACUGGUUCAGUGUUUGAUUGAAAAUACAUUAUGUGUGUUAUUUUAAAUCUUUCUGAGAGGCUUGAGAGAAACAUUUUUAAGAUUCAUCAAACAUCUUCCCUCAGUCAACCUUGAGGCACUGACCUGGGAGCUGUGACCCACUAGAGGUUGCUGUUGUAUAUCUUUCAUGUGCUUCUCUGUUGUGUCUGAGAUCCAUUAUUGAUGAGUCAGUUUCACCACACCCUUCCUUGUUUAUAACCUCAGUGUGUUUCUUUCUGGUCAAUUCCUUUUAGUCCCUUAUUGCACUAAAAGUGAUAAAAAAUGUACAGUCAGAGUUUAUAUGUGUAGAAAUAGCACAUUGGCUUAAAGCAUAAUUCUGAUUAAUGAACUGUAUUAAACAGUGUAAUUAGUGUGCAAGAGUGAUUCAUUUCGCAGGUUAUGUGGCCAAAUUUCAUUAAAAAAUAACAUUAAGCUCUUCGGUCAUUUUCAUUUCAGCACAAUGUGGGCAAUAAUAACUAGAUGAUCAAUUAAUCCGAAAUAACAUUCUCUACAUGGACUACAUAUUUUAUUCAAAUGACUAAGACAUACAGUACAGGUGUAUCUGAAAAUUCAGAACCAUAUAUGUCGGCAGGUUAGAAAUGCACAUUGAUGAGAAAUCAAACAUUUUAUCCUCAAAAGGAAGUUUUCAGAUUAAACAACAAUUAACUAAUUAUUCUAUUUCUAAACAAACUGAGCUCAGAAUCUACAAUACAGAGACAGUGAAUGUAUAGAAUUAAUGUAUUUGUUGUAACUAAAGUACAGCGAAUUCCCCACAAACACAGAUCUCACAAUUUUAUUUAAUUAUUUUCUUCUUUUCCCUUUCUUUUUUUUUUGCCUUGUACAAUUACAGACACAUAAAUUGCCCCUCCACAGUUAUUGGCAUCUUACUCAUAUUCUCUGAGAGUGAAGUCCAUAGCAAAGGUCUUGUUGCCUUUGAAAGAUUUAUGUAACAGAAUUUCUCCUGAUAUAGUGUUUUCCACUGAAAUAAGAUUGUCUUCUGAAAGGUCACAGUGUUAAGACUAUAAAUAGAAUAGAAGUAUGAAAUAAAGAGUAUACUGUGGCAGCACAGUUGUUGUUUUCAAAUAAAGUAUCAUUUUUGGCACUUUGUCAAUUAA